CAACCAAAGAAGAAGAAAAAAAGGAAAAAAUCUCAAAAUUUUAAUUUUAAACUCUUAUUCUUAAUUUCCAUUGAACCAAACACGACCUUGAAUUCUUCUUCUCCAUGAUUCCACUGAAAACUCAUCAUCAACCUUCUUCUUCCUUCUUCUUCUCUUCCAUUUCCAAACCUAACACACUCCACACUAUCUCUCUCCAACCACACUUUCUCUCUCUUCCACAAUCUCCACCACUCAAAUUUCCUCUCAAAUUCAAACCCCUACCGUUCUCUCCUUCACUCCCUCUUCAAAGGGUUUCAAAAAUUGAACUUUCAAUUUGCAGCAAUGAUGAAGAAUUUCAGGAUUUGUCACCAAAAGGGGAAGUUUAUCAGAAGACACUGCAGUUGGUUGAGUGUUCCAUGUUUGCUGCACUCACUGGUUUGGUCUAUUUCUUGAGCAACUCUCUUGCCAUUGAGAAUUACUUUAGUUGUUUCUUCUCGUUGCCAAUAGUGAUAUCGUCGAUGAGAUGGGGUGUUGAUGCCGGAAGAAAAACUCUGGUGGCAACAACUAUACUUUUGUUUGUCUUGUCUGGUCCAGUAAAAGCUCUAACCUAUCUGCUUAAGCAUGGUAUAGUUGGUUUCACAAUGGGUACUCUGUGGAGGUUGGAAACAAGUUGGAGCCUGUCAAUUUUCUUGUGCACAAUUGUACGAUCAAUCGGCGCAGUUGGCUUUGUCUUGAUUUCAUCUUUCUUGAUAAGGGAAAAUAUACUAGCUCUGAUCACCAUUAACAUUCAUGCUUCUCUUACAUUUGUGCUCACUGCCUCUGGUGUCAAUUUCAUUCCUUCAAUGAACUUCAUAUAUACCCUUUUUGGGAUUUUGGUUUUGUUGAAUAGUGGAUGUUUCAUGUUCUUACUCCACAUGUUGUAUUCUGUUUUCCUUACUAGAAUGGGAAUGAAGGCUUCACUGAAAUUGCCAAGAUGGUUAGAGAAGGCCAUAUAAGGCCUAUGUACAAAGGGGUCUCAAAAUAUGAGAGUGCUAUCAGAUUUUGGGUGUGUUAGGUUUAAGGUACAAAAAAAAAAUAUCAGAGUUGUCGAAAUGCAAGAAAAAUAAGAGAAUUGGUGCAAUUUUUCAAAGUUUAGAGUGUGCAUAGAGUGUGCAUGUGCACAUCACAAUAGUUGGAUCCACCCCUGCCUUGUAUAAAGGGGUUGCAAAUUUUUAAUUGGAAUCUCAUUCUUCUCUUAGGUUAUGAAUUAUUUAUAACCUAUAAUGUCAUAUUAUAAAGUGAAGUCCAAAAGUAAUUACUAAUUUUGAUCAGA
Molecule: messenger RNA, 1291 nt
Organism: Cicer arietinum (chickpea)
Lineage: Eukaryota; Viridiplantae; Streptophyta; Magnoliopsida; Fabales; Fabaceae
Source: RefSeq, a predicted model, not a curated record